AUUUUACCUACCUGGCUCUAUUCUCUAUGCCUGCUUUUCUGUCUCAUUGGUUUCCGUCACCAGAGAAGCACUCUCAAUAGGAGAUAGAAGUAUAGAUGACGAAACUUUCUUUCACCACUUGCCUUUAGUUUUCUCUUUCCUCCAUCUCUCUCCCUGCUCUCCUUCUUCCCCUGGCAGGCUGGCACUUGAAGGUGGGAGAUAAAAAACUCCUCUUGAUAGCUCUCUUACUCACCCCCAGCUUCAAAUCGAGAAUCAGAGAGGAUGCCCAGACGACAGAGAGUGAAGGGUUGGCCAUAUUCGUCACUUUCAGAAGGUCGACUUGUGUGGCCAGGUGGAGGAUGUGGCCUGUGGGAGAACAGUACAAUGUCGAUCAACUUGGUGUGCCAAAGUUACAUCUCCAAUCCUCUGUGUUUUACAUCAGCCACUGCAUCAACAAAAACAGCAUAUCUAUUCUAAGCAGAGAAAGGCUUAAGUUGCUGUUUGAACUAAUGAACUACAACGAUGAUUGUGGCCGUUUGGAAUUCCGACUGUCUAUUUCUCUCUUUCAUUUGUUGUUCGCCCAGAUCUGCAGGUUUAGACUUGCCUGACUGACGCAUGAUCAUCUCCGAGAUUGUCUCCGGCAGAAACGGUGACCAGAUCAGAUCAGACAUCGAUGAAUGUUAUUCUCUCUCCUUGAUGGUUCCAUUUAUUUAUUGUCUUCGCCUCUCUCUGUCCCAUUGCCAUUUAUGUAUACAAGUUUCUCAUUUUGAUCCAU
Molecule: messenger RNA, 754 nt
Organism: Linum tenue
Lineage: Eukaryota; Viridiplantae; Streptophyta; Magnoliopsida; Malpighiales; Linaceae
Source: the annotation of a GenBank genome assembly